Messenger RNA from Hevea brasiliensis (rubber tree), 1120 nucleotides. RefSeq lists its product as uncharacterized. The transcript has 6 exons. The coding region runs from base 176 to 823 and encodes 215 amino acids. The record is from RefSeq and is a predicted model, not a curated record. NCBI's taxonomy places the organism in Eukaryota, Viridiplantae, Streptophyta, Magnoliopsida, Malpighiales, Euphorbiaceae.
UUUGGAUUACGCCCAGUGUUGUCCAGUUUCGCUUUCUGCGAUUCUCAAAAUUAAAAGAGAGAAAACCCUAACGAAACAGCACACACAGAUUUUGAAUUUUGAUUUUGAGAAAGAAUCAGAGAGAGAGAGAGAGAGGAGGAAGAGGAGGCGGAGGUGGAGGUGAAGAAAACAAAAAAUGGUGUUCUAUUUCAAAGCCCGUCCAGAGGUAGGAGAUUACACCAUUUUUAUGGGUCUCGAUAAAUACGAGAACGAGGAGCUUAUCAAAUACGGUUUCCCUGAAGACAUUUGGUUCCAUGUGGACAAAAUGUCUUCUGCUCAUGUUUAUCUGCGACUGCACAAAGGGCAGACAAUUGAUGAUAUUAGUGAAGGUUUACUGGAGGAUUGCGCUCAGCUUGUCAAGGCAAAUUCAAUCCAAGGCAACAAGGUGAAUAACAUUGAUGUUGUUUACACUCCUUGGUCCAAUUUAAAGAAAACUGCUUCCAUGGAUGUUGGCCAAGUCGGCUUCCACAAUCCGAAGAUGGUUCGAACUGUGAAAGUGGAGAAGCGUAUAAAUGAGCUAGUUAAUAGAUUGAACAGAACAAAAGUUGAAAGAAAGCCUGAUUUGAAAGCUGAGAGGGAAGCAGUAAAUUCAGCAGAAAGAGCAGAGAGAAAGCUUCAACUAAGGGAUAAAAAACGACGGGAGGAAAUUGAAAGGCUUGAAAAGGAGAGACAGGCUGAGAUAAGGAGCUACAAAGGUUUAAUGGUUUCCGAAAAUAUGACAUCUAACAAGCAGAUUGCAGCAGAAAACAAGUCCUUGCAGGAACUGGAAGAGGACUUUAUGUAAGCACAAUUGUAUGUAACUGUUAUACCAAACCUGCUGCUCCUCAAGAAUUGGGUUUUUCAUUCAGUGUGUAACUCUAGAUUCCUUCCUGCAAAAAUCACCUAAGUUUCCAGCCUGUAGUUCCAUGAUAUUGGUAAGAGAAGUUCAGAAAGAAAAAUGUCUAAUGCCAGCAUUUGGCAGAGGGUGGGGUAGCGGGGGAGAUAACUUUCUUUAUAGCGACCAUAAAUUGUAAUUUGAUGAUGAUAAACAUGAACAAGACUUGCAUUGAUGAUUAAUGUGUGAUAAACUGCUGUUUUUGCA